Messenger RNA from Olea europaea var. sylvestris, 1464 nucleotides. RefSeq names its product DNA damage-repair/toleration protein DRT102-like. Gene Ontology annotation, biological process: carbohydrate metabolic process. NCBI's taxonomy places the organism in Eukaryota, Viridiplantae, Streptophyta, Magnoliopsida, Lamiales, Oleaceae. The coding region runs from base 169 to 1122 and encodes 317 amino acids. The record is from RefSeq and is a predicted model, not a curated record. Gene Ontology annotation, molecular function: isomerase activity. The transcript has a single exon.
ACCAAUGAAUCUGGACAUAAAUUAGGCAUCGAUCAGUUCCAAGCCAGUCCCUGUUGACUCCCCUGUCCACAGCACUGUGAAGUGAAAUUGUGAAAGAGACAGCAAUCUUUGGUUUCGAUUAGAUCCUUUUAUCAGGCACCCAGUUCGAUUGGUAAUUCAUCAGAUCCCAUGGCUCAGCAAGAAGCAAUCGCCACCAAUCCCCGCCGCAUCAAAAUCAUAGCCGGAGCUGACGCAUUCGGCUGCAAUUUGAAAGACUCUCUUGUAACACACUUGCGUUCUCUCAACAUCGAAGUGGAAGACCUCGGAACUGAUAAAUACUAUUCCGUCGGCGAAGAAAUCGGACGCCGUGUCAGCCAGGGCAACACCGAUGAUUCGGUUGAGAUCCGUGGCCUAGUAGCUUGUGGCACCGGCGUGGGUGUUGGCAUCUUCGCUAACAAGUUCCCAGGUGUAUAUUCCGCCACCUGCCUCACCCCUGCUGACGCCCUUAAUGCCCGGUCCAUCAAUAAUUGUAAUGUUCUAGCAGUGUCUGGUAUGUCUACUGCCCCUGAAGUUGCUCUAGAUAUUCUAAACACUUUUCUCAACACCCCUUUUAAGGCUCCAUGCCCCGCUUCCGGUUCCAAUCCCUGGCCAGAAGAUAUCCAGUCCUUCUUGGACACUUCUGUUCAAGAAAUGUCUGAAAUUGGGAAAACUAAAACUGGGAGCAAUACUGAUGGUAUUAUUGAUCCUCCGUGUUUUAUUUGCUCCCUGGCGAAAAGCAGGAAUCACAAGGAGUUUACGCCCGUUGAAAUAAUGCCUGGUGCGUCUAUGAAAAUUUUGAGGGAGACUCCUACAUCGGCCAUUGUGAGGUUUAAGGCCGGCAGCCUGGAACCUGCCCAUCAUCAUACUUUUGGGCAUGAUUUGGUGGUUAUAAGCGGGAGUAAAUGUGUGUGGAACUUGACGAAAGGCGAGAAAUAUGAAUUGGGGGUGGGAGAUUAUUUGUUUACGCCAGCUGGAGAUGUGCACAGAGUGAAGUAUUUUGAGGAUACUGAGUUCUUUAUUAAGUGGGAUGGACAUUGGGAUUUGUUCUUGGAUGAGGAUCUUGAUGCUGCCAAUGCUGCUAUAGAGAAAGAGAAACAGAAGUAAUUACUAGUUGGUAUGGUAUGUAUCAUACUUGUGUAAGGGGGCUUUAAUAAAUCACUGUUAGAAGUCUUUAAGUUGCCUGUGAUUUGGGGAAAUUAUAUCAGAAUGUAUUGAUAUCUCAGGGCUUUUGUGUAUUUUAAACUAAAUAUAUGUAUGUACACUUGCUUGGGUGUGUGGAUGCCUAUGAGUAACCAAGAGUUGAGGCUUGUGGAGUUCCUGUAGAUGCUCAUGUCUGUCUCUCUUUUGCACUUGCUAUACACUGAGUGGUUAUCUCUCAGAAAGAUUCCAGCUUCUUCUUCAGAUAUUUAAUCUGUGAAUUAUUGCAUUUUGUUGAAACUAAAUUAA